GGGUCCCGAAAGCUAAAGCGUGGCAGGGGCCGGAUCGGGGAAGCGGAGGAGGCGGGUCUCCAUAGAAACCUCCACCUGUUUCCGGCCAGGCUGUGUGAGAUUAGGGGCUGCUGCGGGGGCCAAUCUCAGCUAGCUCGCCUUUUCCCGGCGGCCUCUGCGGGAGCGGUGGGUGUUGUACACAAUCAUCAUGGCGGCGGCCGGAGCCCCGGAUGGCAUGGAGGAACCUGGCAUGGACACGGAGGCCGAGACGGUGGCGGCCGAGGCGCCCGCGCGGCCGCUCAACUGCGUGGAGGCCGAAGCCGCGGCGGGGGCGGCAGCCGAAGACUCCUGCGCCGCGCGAGGCGUUCUGCAGCCGGCCCCGGCCCAGCCCCCUGGGGACCCCGCGGCCCAGGCCUCGGUCAGCAACGGCGAGGACGCGGGCGGCGGCGCGGGCAGGGAGCUGGUGGACCUGAAGAUCAUCUGGAACAAGACUAAGCACGACGUGAAGUUCCCUCUGGACAGCACAGGCUCCGAGCUAAAGCAGAAGAUUCACUCGAUUACAGGUCUCCCGCCUGCCAUGCAGAAAGUCAUGUAUAAGGGACUCGUCCCUGAGGAUAAGACGUUAAGAGAAAUAAAAGUGACCAGCGGGGCCAAGAUCAUGGUGGUUGGCUCCACGAUAAAUGAUGUUUUAGCAGUCAACACGCCCAAAGAUGCUGCGCAGCAGGAUGCAAAGGCCGAGGAGAACAGGAAGGAGCCUCUCUGCAGGCAGAAACAACACAGGAAAGUGUUGGAUAAAGGAAAACCUGAAGAUGUGAUGCCAUCUGUUAAGGGUGCCCAGGAGCGCCUGCCAACGGUACCCUUAUCUGGCAUGUACAAUAAGUCUGGGGGGAAAGUGAGACUCACCUUUAAGCUAGAACAAGACCAGCUGUGGAUCGGCACAAAAGAGCGGACUGAGAAAUUGCCCAUGGGCUCCAUUAAAAAUGUGGUCAGUGAACCUAUCGAAGGACACGAGGACUACCACAUGAUGGCGUUUCAGUUGGGCCCCACGGAAGCCUCUUACUACUGGGUGUACUGGGUUCCAACUCAAUAUGUGGAUGCAAUCAAAGACACUGUGCUGGGGAAAUGGCAGUAUUUUUGAAAGCACUUUCACCUCUGGCCCAGGAGACUGACCCAAAGUGAAGGACAUUGCUGGGAGAGGCCUGCAGCAUCCCUGGAUUUCAGAGUUCUGGAACUUUGUUCAAAAAAAACCUAUUUCCAAUCUAAGGCGAUGUGGUGACUGAAGCCAGAGGUGAUGUACUUUCACCAUUAGCUUAAUUUUAACUUAAAAUCACCGGUUCCCUUUCUUGCAGUCAGCUUCAUACCAUUUUUAAAGUCAAUACAGUGGAAAUCAAUAAAUCUGAAUUCCGAACAUGUUGUGUGGAAUACUCAAGUGUGUUUGAGAGUAGAUCUGCCAAUUUUGUUUAGAAAGGAUUGAUCAAAAGCUUUCUGAUUUCUUUUUUUUUUUUUAAGUGAUUUCACCUGAAAUAUUUUCACAACUCUGGUUGCAAACGUUUGGACUGCUUUGUGAUGAGUUGGGGUGUUUUUCUUUUUCAUAUAAAAUUGUAUGCAAAAUGGGGGGGUUAGUAAGCCAUAUUUUUCUGUCUAUUGAUUCAGAUGGAAUUCUUUCCCUUUUUUAUUUUCUCACUUCCUAGAUUUGAGUUUGUGUUUUAAAAACCCAAAGAUGGCAGUUCCUCUUUUUGUACCUCAUCGAUGCUUCCUUUCCUGGCUCUCUCCCACCGUGCUGCUGCUCGUGAACGCAUGGUGGGAGAGGAAGAGCUGUUUGGUGUAGGUCAGGGAGCGCUCACACUUGCUGUGGUGUUUGUUGAGCAGCAGAGUCUCUCACAGUGACUCCCCUCUAAACGUCUUGCCCUUUCUUUGGGCCUUGAUCUCUGGGGAGUUCCACUGCUGGCUUGAUGGUACCUGCAGCCCUCACUGAUUUGGCUUUGAGGCCCAGCCUGGCAUGGGUGUGCCUGGGCUGUGCUGCUCAAAAGCCACAGCUCCCAGGCCGACAAAGCCCUCUUUGAGAAGGAGCCAGGUGGAAGACAGUUUAUACAGCCAUAUAGCCACAGACCCAAAUCCUUUUUCUUUCGAAGUUUCAAGAAAUUCUUAAGCAGUCCACUGAUGAAUUCAAUUAUGCUUCUCCAUGUGGUCCUUCUGCUCAUGCAUUAUGUUCAAGUGUCCUUCAUCCCAGGUUCAGAGAUGCUGCCUUUCUCGAUAAGAAGACAUCUGACCUAGUGGGUUGGCCGAUGUAUUUAAACAUCGCAAAUGGGUAAAUUGCUCUCGUGAUUAGCUCACCCUCUUCUGGUUUUAGCCCUUACGUAUUUGUACACGUGAACUUCUCUUGUCUCCUCAUGACUUGAUUGACUCUGAAAUGGGGGAAAGUCUCUUGGUGAAUGGUAUCCUUUGUGCUCUUUGCUGUUUCUCUGCUGCUGUCUUUGCAAUUCUCCUCUCACUGGUUGCAGGCUCUCAUAGUAAGGUUUGGCGAGAGAUUUUCCAAACUUCACAUUUUGGAUUCUUGGCUGUUUACCCUUCAUUCUGUGAAAUGUAUUAGCAUGUGUUCACCUAAGAUGACUACUCCUUGUGAGCCAGUGAAUGAUGAUAUUCUAUACCCUUCCCUUGUAAGCUGUAGUUCAGGAAUCCAGCCCAUAUAGACAGACUCAUGCUUUUUAUGAUGUAGUCAAUGCCAAGUUAUGCAUCUGGGCAGGAAAAUCUACUCUUUGCUCUCUUUGGGGGUGUAAGUACGUAUGUGAAGUGUAGCACUCCAGUUGUUUUCACCCCUUGAAGAAGGAGCGGUAACUGGCGUCUCUGUCCUUGUUGGCCUGCAGUUGUUUCUUUGCUCCUUGUCAGAGCCUCCCUCUGCAGCUGACGAGUCUACAGAGGAAACUGUCACGUAGCAAGCAGAGCAUCGUCUCCAUUGGAAUACUGCCCUUUUUGUUGGCCAGCAUCCCUGUCCUGGAGACUUGUCCUGACAGUGCCACACACCCACUUUUGUUCUCGAAGCAGGCGUCUCUGUCCCCAGACUGGCCUCGCAGUGCUGCUCUCUGAGGUCCCUCCCGCCAGGUCUCCUCAUCUGCCCCGUCCCUGUGGCUACUGGCGCUAGUGACACCCCGCCCUCCCCGUGAGGACACGUGUUCUGUAGUCUCCCCGCUCCCCAGGGGCCAAGCCGCUUCUCGCUCAGGCUGGCGUCAUUUCAGGAUAGGACCAAAGCCUGUGUGAGCCUUGUUAAUUUUAAGUAAAAUGGUGCUUUUUUCCUUACUUGGAGAUAUUAUAUAUAAAUAAUAAUGUAAAUGACAUCUUUUCGUACAGAGCUGUUUGAGUAUUGCUUUACAGAGCUCACUAAAUCUACCACAACAAUCUCGAGCUCUGGCUCCUGACCCUGUCUGCAUGGAGACCUUGCUGGAAGCCCUCAGGAGAGCAGAGGUGGACAGCACUGGGAGAAGUAUUUGAGUUGGAUCUGUGUCUGGGUCACAGCGGUAUUCACUCUUUCGUCCCUAGGUCCCGUGAACGGUCUCUUCUAUUUUUCUUACGGUCCAGAAUGUACUGACUCAAUCUCUGUUAGCAAAUUGAAGUACUCUUCCCCUUAGGUAGCUUCACAGUGUUAAGUUUUCAUCGGGAUCCUUUCUGUACAGUCUCGUCACUGUCCGAGGGGACUGGUUCUUUCCCUGGGGUGGGGACCCUAAAGGGAAAGCUGGUUGCGAGAGGGGCUCCAGCGCGCAGGAAGUAGGCUAGGGGCUUGCCAUCUCUUCCAGGUGGAAUGCCUCUCUGAGCCUCCUGAUGGGCUGCUUUCUCUCCUAGAAUUUGUGCUGGUGGUCCUCCUGCAGGUCUUUGCGCACAGACAUCAUGCCUUCCUUUCCCUCCCUGAGGCGACUUGGCAGAAUAGUGACAGGAGAAUCCCUGCUGAGGCCCGGUCCCUCUCAGCUCUGUUUCGGUCAGCCUAGUCAGAGAACUCAGACUCCUGAGUUGCUGGAACUCUCUAGUAUGAAGUAUUUUAAUUGAUGAUGGGCCUUUUGCAGGUAGCAUUAGCUCUUUUUCAAUGAAGUCAGACUGAGCUAAGGACGCACUUUCCUGUCAUCUCGUGGAUGCAGUAGGGCCAUGAGGCCUCAGGAGGCUCCUUAGUUGCUGCUUUAACCCUAUGAGGGCCAAAGAGACUAACUUUGCCACAUUGCCACGUCUCUGAAAAGUUGCCAUAUUUCAGCCAGAGGGGCUUGCUUUCCCCUUCCUCUCACUUCAACCAUGUGCCUGGAGGAGCCUUCCUGGGCUCUCGCACUUGGCCUACCCUUUCUGUCGGGGCAGAGAAGGGAAAGAGAUAGACUCUGUGUGCCAAGGGCCGUGCAAGGGCAGGCUUGCUUUCCACCCCUUCUUCGGAGGGAGACCUCUUUCUCUCGCUUCAUGCCUCAUGCCUGUUGUCUUGGAAAAGAGCUUUGAGAUUGUCAUCUCCAGUUAAGAUUGGCACCUGUUUCCUUCUUAAUGGGGCCUGGUGGCCUUUCUGAAGUCAGGGUGGUCAGGAGCCCUCUGAUGUGCAGAACAUCUGGUACAUCAACCUGCCAGGCUGGGUGGUUCUACUGCUUUCUCAAUUUCUAAGAACCUCUCUCUUUUUCUUAAAGAGUUCUGCAGAAUUAUUUGACAAUGUAUGUAAGUACCAUGUUUCCUUGUGGUGUACGCUCUGUUCUGGUUUUUGUUUUUAAAUCAAAUGCCUGUUUGGGAGGAGAUGAACGUACUUAGUCUAUUAGAUUUGCGCUGCUGGAUUUUUUUUAAAGUGUAACCUUGACUAGCUGUCUUAUUGUUUAUCCUGUAAGAUUAGUCUGUCAAUUAAAAUUUGAUAAUUAA
Equus caballus (horse) is the source of this 4845-nucleotide messenger RNA. It is a transcript of the gene UBFD1, whose product is annotated as ubiquitin family domain containing 1. The record is from RefSeq and is a predicted model, not a curated record. Lineage: Eukaryota; Metazoa; Chordata; Mammalia; Perissodactyla; Equidae. Gene Ontology annotation, molecular function: RNA binding; cadherin binding.